Molecule: messenger RNA, 846 nt
Organism: Dioscorea cayenensis subsp. rotundata (Guinea yam)
Lineage: Eukaryota; Viridiplantae; Streptophyta; Magnoliopsida; Dioscoreales; Dioscoreaceae
Product: receptor-like protein 42
Exons: 3
Coding region: 1-846 (281 amino acids)
Molecular function (GO): protein binding
Source: RefSeq, a predicted model, not a curated record
AUGCAUGAUGUUUAUAUCAAAACCGAUGAUCAUCUUUUGGUCACAAUUGAGGAUCUUCUUGGUAAAAUAGUUUCUGCUACUAAAGUUGGGUUGUCCUUGGGGUAUGAGUUUGAAGAGAUAACAAAAUUAGAACACGCUUCAUUGACAUUACAGUGGAGCUUGAAAGCUGUCUUAUUGCUCCAGAGUUCCCUCGAUGAAGAUAUUUAUUUCAAUGCUGCUCUUAACAAUGACAGUUACAUGAUUGCGAGCUUUCAGUGGGGUUCUUACUCACUUGGGGUUUAUAACAUUGAUACUUUAAGCUUGGGAUUCUAUGAUGCAUUGCCGCCCUUUUCUUCCAAUAUCGACAUCGACUUCUCCAACAAUUUGUUUUUAGGUAUUCUUCUCCCAAUCACCAGUGAAUAUUUACCACUUUUAGGUGACCUCAAUCUCUCCAAUAAUCUCAUCAAUGGGACAAUUCCCUCAUCAAUUUGUAAUUUUGCUGAGAUGCAAGUUAUUGAUUUGUCUAGCAACAGACUCUUUGGUCAAGUUCCUGCAUGUUUUCCAUAUUUAGCGUCUCUCAUGUUUAUUAAUCUGGAAAACAACAAUCUAUCUGGAGAAAUCCCUGACAAACUGGAUUCUUUUAGUUUGCUUCUGGCAUUGCAUCUGGGAAACAACAGCAUCUCCGGGAGAAUACCGACAUCUUUAAGAGCUUGCAAGUCCUUGUUGAUCAUUGAUCUUGGAGGUAACAAACUGUCUGGUAACAUACCGUCAUGGAUUGGAGAAGCAUUGUCAUCACUGAGAAUUCUUCGGCUCCGGGCUAACAUGUUCGAAGGGAAAGCCACAUUCCCGAAGAACUUUAUUAUCUAA